AUGGAUUACGACCUCCCGGAGGAAGGAAUAGAGGCCUUCCACUCGCUAUAUGAAAGAUUGUCAUCAUACUUAGUGGAAAAAGAGGCAUACGAUCGAGUCUCGACCUUAGAGGUCGUCAAUGAGGAGCUUUUUGAUCAAGAGCGAGAAGAUGAAACAGAUAUUCAGCUUGUUCCGGCGGCGCUGGACGAUACGCCUCCUAAAGUCAGAGAUCCUACCGAGAAGCGAGGAAUUGAGGUCCCUGAAGACAAGGAGAGCGCAGUCAUCAACGCAUCUCCCCCUCGAACGAAGAAGGAAUUGCAGCGUUUGCUGGGUAAAAUCCAGCCUUUCUCACCAUUGCUGAAGCUGCAGGGGCAGAACGAGUUUGUAUGGGAGCCUAAACAUCAAGGGGCUUUCGACAGAAUCAAGACCUACCUGGCGAGCGGGCCAGUGCUUGUUCCCCCGAGGGCUGGAUUUCCUUUGAAGCUAUAUAUUUCGGCAGCUAAGGCUUCCAUUGGCAGUUUACUCGCCCAGGAUGAUGAGGGAGGCGUCGAGCACGCCAUUUUCUACCUCAGCCGGACAUUGACGAAUUGUGAGACAAGAGGCCGCAUUGGCAAGUGGGUACUGGCCCUUUCUGAAUUUUCGCUGCAAUAUGUCCCUCAAAAAGCUGUAAAGGGACAGGCCAUCGCGGACUUUCUGGCACAUCAUCCUAUGUUGGAUAUACCUGCAAUGAAGGAGUUAGAGAUAGCGACCGCAACUACAACUCGACCAGAUUUGGCGCGCAUUCCAGAGUACGCAGUAUGGUAUCAAGCCACAGUCUCCUUGCAGCCCUGGGCAGAGUAUGAGGCCCUUAUUAUCGGGCUAGGAGUCUUACUGGAAUUGGGAGUGAGGGAUGUUCAGAUCCGCGGCGACUCUCAGCUCGUGAUAAAUCAGCUUCAAGAAAAAUACAGAUGUGUCAGCUGGUUGCUUAUACCAUAUUUGAAUCGCGCCAUUGAGAUUCUGGAUCAAUUUGAUGACGCCGACUUGGAGUACAUCCCUCGCGAGCGCAAUUUCGCAGCCAAUGAACUCGUUCAACUGGCCACAGGUAUUACAUUGAAGUAUGGGGUUCGCGAGCGCAUCCUGAAAGUCGAGCGUCGUACGCUGCCUUCAUGGCUCGCGUGGCCUGACCCUUCGGAUGAUCCGGUCGUAGCAGUCCUAGAACCUAUUGACGUCGAUUGGCGCAUUCCGUUGAUUGAUUACCUCAAACGACCAGAUCCUACAGCAGAGAGGAAGAUUCGCUUUCUUGCCUUAAAUUACUUCCUCAGGGGUGAUGAGCUGCGACGGCGUGGGGAAGAUGGCAUAGACUUCCGGUUUGGUAUCCCCGAGGUGCUCAUUUCAGACCGGGGGGCAACAUUCAUGGGCGGUCUGGUUGAGCAACUUGUCAACGAUUUCGGCAUCCAGUUCAUCCACAGCACUCCAUAUUAUGCUCAGUCCAACGGUCAAGCGGAAGCUAGUAACAAGAUUAUUAUUACCCUGUUAAAGAAGAUGCUGGUAGAAAACCCUCGCCAGUGGCACGAUACUCUGUAUGAGACACUUUGGGCUUAUUGCACCUCCAAGAGGAAUCCCACCGCUACGACACCUUAUGCACUAAUGUUUGGCCAUGAUACGGUUUUACCCUUAGAGAUCAACGUUCAUUCCUUACGCGUACAAGAGCAACAUCACUUGAUCGGUGAAGAUUAUGUCCAGGCGAUGUGGCAAGAACAUGAAGAUUUGAGCGAGCAGCGUUUGACGGCUUUGGAUAAUCUAGUGAUGGAAAAACAGCGGAUCGCUCGCGCCUAUGAUAAGAGAACGCAUGGCCGUAGUUACAAAGAGGGAGACCUUGUUUGGAAAGCUGUUUUACCCUUUGGCGAGAAAUUGACCGGUCGCGGUAAGUGGACUCAGCGAUGGGAAGGACCCUUUGUUGUUCACCGUAUCAUGGAACGCGGGGCUUUUCACCUCAAAGACUUGGAUGGCGACAUCCAUCGCAACCUCAUCAACGGGCGGUUCCUGAAGAAAUAUUACCCUAGUGUUUGGGAGUUCGAAGAUCCACCUGGUCAACCUUCUUCCCAGACAGGGGGGCAACCAUAG
Rosa chinensis is the source of this 2082-nucleotide messenger RNA. RefSeq lists its product as uncharacterized. Gene Ontology annotation, biological process: DNA integration. Lineage: Eukaryota; Viridiplantae; Streptophyta; Magnoliopsida; Rosales; Rosaceae. The transcript is spliced from 6 exons. Gene Ontology annotation, molecular function: RNA-DNA hybrid ribonuclease activity; nucleic acid binding. Bases 1 to 2082 code for a protein of 693 amino acids. The record is from RefSeq and is a predicted model, not a curated record.